Messenger RNA from Amphibalanus amphitrite, 4439 nucleotides. RefSeq lists its product as uncharacterized. The record is from RefSeq and is a predicted model, not a curated record. Gene Ontology annotation, molecular function: nucleic acid binding. The transcript has 11 exons. NCBI's taxonomy places the organism in Eukaryota, Metazoa, Arthropoda, Thecostraca, Balanomorpha, Balanidae. The coding region runs from base 221 to 3877 and encodes 1218 amino acids.
CAGUGACGUCACAUGACCUUGAUGAAAAUUGACAGGAUUUUACUGCAGCGAUGGCGUCCGGACUCUGAUAGAUAUUCGAAAGAACAAAGAGAUUUUUAUUAAUAUCAAGCUGACUGGUAAAUGUGACAUUAUUUUAUAUUCCACUCUCCUAUUCGCAGCAUCAAGUGGAGGAAAGCACUGGUUCUUUGAAAAGCCUGAACUGUCUCCAUAGCACCCAGCCAUGGACCUGGGUGGGAGCGGAAUGGAUCUGCAGGAGACGCAGUCGGUGGUCGGCCUGCACGUGGAUGCAGAUGACCUGACCAUGGACGAGCAACAGGCCGGAGUGGAGCUUGUGGCGGGAGGCCAGCAGCAAGACUGGUGCCAUGUCUCGCAGGCACCUGUGCAGGUGGUGAGGAUUCUGGGUGCCAAUGGUGAAGAGCUGCAGAUGCUCUCCACUGACUACCACAACAUGGAUGGCCACCCAGUCACCAUUGUCCCUGAUGACACAGGUCAGUACGGCUCCCUGGACGUCGAGCUGCAGGCGGCGCCGUCCGACGAGCACACGGACAUGGUGGAGCCGUCGCUCACCAUCCAGCUGGACAUCCCGUUCGUGACGGCCGACAACCAGCACGAUCCGGAGGUGCAGUUCUUCGCCGACAUCUACCGCUUCCUGGUGGCCGGAGUGGCUGUGGACACCUCUGAGGCCAGCAUGAAAAGCCUAAAGAAGAGGCUCAAAGAGUAUUCAGUGAUCGAUGGGGAGCUGUACUACGGCAGCCGAAACCCGCGGCUGGUCGUGCUGGACAAACAGCGGCAGAACGAGAUCAUCGCCGCCACGCACAUCGAUCCCUCUACUGGUGUGCACCUGGGGGUGAAGCGCAUGUACAGCGCCAUUCGACACUACUGGCGCGGCGUGUACAACGACCUGACGCAGUACGUGCGCAAGUGCGCCGCCUGCUACGAGGGUGAGCGGCUGUCGCGGCCGCCGGGCCUCGACAUCACCUCGCUGCCGGACCAGGCGGCCGCGGCCGAGCGGCUGCAGCGUACCGCCGCCGCCGCUGCCGCUGCGGCCCCCAAGGCGGAGCCGCCGACCCCCGCCGCGGCCCUGGAGCGGACCCGCGCGGAGGUCAUGGCCGACAGGGCCACUCGCGUGUGGAAAAAGGUGGAGGCGCGUAUCUACGGACCAUACGUCCGCUCAGAGUCGGGCUGUGAGUACCUUCUCGGCCUGGUGGACCCCGUCUCGCGCUGGAUCGAGGCGCUGCCCGUGCCGGCGGCCGACUGCUGCGCCCGGCUGGCCGACUUCAUCUUCCGCACCUUCUGCACGCGCGGCUUCGCCCAGUGCGCGCUGGUCGGGGUGACGGAGCGACAGUUCGAGGAGUUGCACGACAGGUAUAAGGGAAGGUUCGAACGGAUGCAGGAGAUCUUUCAGAAGCUGCAGCAGCCUGGCACGGAACAAAACUUUGUCUUCACGCUGCAGGAGGCAUCGGCAGAGUGCUCGUGGGCCACGGAUAUGAUGGACAAGUUUGUGGACGAGCACGGCAGCCAGUGGGACGUGGAGCUGGACGCGUUCCUGUUCGGGUAUCACGCCACGCCGCGCGCCGACUACGGCUUCUCGCCCUUCUACAUCAUGUACGCCCGACACUCCAACGGCGCCAUCUCUGAGGAGGACAAGGAGAACUGCACGAUCCUGGAGGAGGAGAAGGCGCUGGAGGCUCCGGUGCGCGUUCGACGACGACUCCAGAGCAGCACACUGCAGUGUCGCCACUGCAGCGAGAUCUUCACGUCCAAGAUCUCGUUCCGCAUCCACCAGCGGAAACACACUGAGGAGGCCAAGAAACGCGGCGUGCUCGACGGCGAGCUGCCGCUGCGGCCCGUCGCCAUCGAGAGAAAGCUCCUCAAGAGGGCCGUGAAGCGCAAACAGCGGCGCCCGAUGCGGCCGGGCGGCACCAAGAUCAGUCACCGGCAGCCGCGGCCCGGCUGGACGGCCGAGCCGCCGCCGGGGAACGAGGACGAUCAGGAGCGACAGCAGCUGACCUCCAACACCGUGCAUGCGGUCCGUGCGCUCAUAGAGGCGACGAGAGAGGAGCGCUCGCGGAGAGGAAAGUAUAUCAAGUACAGCGAGGAGCUGCGGGAUGAGAUCGCCGAGUAUGCGUUGAAGCACGGACAGCAGGAGGCGGCUCACUACUACUCACAGUGUCUUGGCGGACAGGUCAGCAUUAGCUCCAUCAGGAACUUCAUCAAGGCGUACCGCGUGUUCACGCCUGAGGUGAAGGAUGAAAUCGGCAGGUUCGCCAUAGAGUAUGGUCCAGAGGAAGCGACGGCCUACUUCAGCAACAAGCUCGGCAAGGACCUGAAAGUGGGCGUUGUGAAGAAGUACAUGAAGGCUAGUCGUGCUCGACUGCGGGACGGAGCGCCGUCUGCCGAGGAACCGGCGGAGAGCAAGCCGAAGCCGAAGCACACCUUCACCCCACAGCUGAAGGAGGAGAUCGGACGGUACUCGCUACAGCACGGCAUCGCCCAGGCGAUCCAGGUGUACACCGGGAAACUGCAGUUUGCCAUGAAGGAGAGCACGGUGCGCAAGUUCCGUAAGAUGGUAAUGGAGAGUGACGCCAAGCACGAAGAGGCUCUGAACGCGGCGGACGCGGAGACUGCCGGACAACAGCAGGCCGGGUACGCCGCCGCCGAGCCGGCCCCGCUCGAGAUGCAGCUGCAACAGCAGGUGAACGUCAUCAGCCAGCCGUGUAGCGUGGCCUCCGGCUACGUGUACAACACGUACACAAUCCCGGUCAGUCAGGCGGCGGCCGCCGGGCAGACGUUCGCCUACCCGCCGGCCGGAGGCAUCAUCGUCAAUCCGUACUCGCAGCCGCCGCCCAACUACCAGACCUUCUCGUGCGCGGGUCCUGCGCCGGCCGCCGCACCCUCCUACAUCAGCAGUCCCAUGCUGCCCGUCAUCCAGCAGGCGCCUCCCGCAUCCGUUCAGCAGCAGGCACUGCAGCAGCAGCCGCAGCAGGUGCAGGCGACCCCGUCACCGCAGCAGCAGCAGUACCUGCCGCAGAUGAUGGACCACUUGGAGAUGCGGGCGGACGGCACGUACACGCGCCAGGACCCCCUGGAGAUGGCCACCUCCGAGGCCAACAUCCCAGGAGCGUACGGCGUGCCGGCCGCCCCCGGACAGCAGGUUCAGCUACAGCAGCAGGAGCAGGAGCAUCACCAGCCGCAGGAGCAGCAUCAGGAGCAGCAGCCGCCGCUGUCCAGGUCGUUACCGGACCCAGAGUUGGUGGCGCCGCAUUCCGCUCUGCCGAGCCUGCCUCUGGUGCCCACCAAACUGGAGAUGGAGGAUGAGCUGUUCUCGGAGGAUGACCAGGACGCAGAGCCGGAGCCCCGCAAAAAGCAGAGAUCCCGGGCCGGACGCAAAAACCGCAGUCCAGGCUCGACCAGCGGAGAUCGCAAGCGAGGCAACUACACCUCGUACAGUCCCGAGAUACGAGCGGAGGUGGGCAAGUACGCCUUCGAGCACGGCAAUCACGCGGCCAUGGUGCACUUCCGCGAGCGGCUCGGCUGCGACCUUCCCGAGAGCACGAUCCGCGGCCUCAAGGAGAAGUACGUCGUGAAGCUGCGCCGCACUGGCGACACCCCGGAGCGCGUGACUGCUCUGGGGUUCGCGCAGCGCGGCCGGCCGAUCCGGCUGGGACGAUAUGACCGCGUGGUGCAGGACUGCAUCCGUGAGCUGGUUACCCAGGGUGAGAAGGUGUCUAGUUUCCUGUGCAUCGCCACCGCCAAACAGGUGUUGAUGCAGUACGAGCCCGACCUGCUCGAGGAGCACGGCGGACCCAUCAAACUGAACGCCACGUGGGCAAAGUCAUUUCUGAAGAGGCUAGGGCUCAACCAGCACAACUCGUGAGCCAUGUUGGGUGGUUCCUUUUGUGUUGGAGCUUUGAAACAUGCCAGGGAAGUAUGUGCCCUCAUUGCAUGCAUUGCUAUGUUCGUUGCCCCCAUAUUGGUUUUACCGCAUCAUUUAUUACGACUUACGAGGAGUUUCGAUUCAUUUUCGGUACGUUAUUUUACUGUGCAUGGUUGUGUGCAACUCGUUUUCUAUGUUGUUUUGCUCGAUGAUAUGCUGUGCUAGAUUCGUUAUUUUCAGUACAAAUGUUUUUCAGCGCUUCGCCAUGAACAGAACAGUGAUGCCAUGUUCAGCCGCCAUUGUUAGGUCCUUCCCUAACGCCGCAGUGUCGCUCGGUAUGACCUGACCUUUGUGCCGACCGAGGGCGAUAAGGGCUAGCCCCCGCGGCCAUACUCCCCACGUUUGUGAUCCUCGCCGCUGCCUUCGAGUGGCGCGGCCCGAGCUUGUGCGCAGUAUGGUUUUCCUGACCUGAGUGUGUAUGCUUGUGUGUCCACUGUGCCAGAUGACGUAUUUUCGUAUGAAUAAACCCAUGGUGUUCGCCACUGUGUGGCAACCCAUUCAA